Procambarus clarkii (red swamp crayfish) is the source of this 680-nucleotide messenger RNA. Lineage: Eukaryota; Metazoa; Arthropoda; Malacostraca; Decapoda; Cambaridae. The record is from RefSeq and is a predicted model, not a curated record.
GGCAAGGUGACAACGUUACCUCUCAAGGGCAAGGUGACACCUUUAGCCCUCAAGGGCAAGGUGACAACUUUAGCCCUCAAGGGCAAGGUGACAACUUCAGCCCUCAAGGGCAAGGUGACAACUUUACCCCUCAAGGGCGAGGUGACAACUUUGCCUUCAAGGGAGAGGUGACAACUUACCCUCAAGGGCAAGGUGACAACUUUAGCCCUCAAGGGCAAGGUGACAACUUUACCCCUCAAGGGCGAGGUGACAACUUUACCCCUCAAGGGCAAGGUGACAACUUUACCCCUCAAGGGCAAGGUGACAACUUUACCCCUCAAAGGCGAGGUGACAACUUUACCCUCAAGGGCGAGGUGACAACUUUACCCCUCAAGGGCGAGGUGACAACGUUACCUCUCAAGGGCAAGGUGACAACUUUACCCCUCAAGGGCGAGGUGACAACGUUACCUCUCAAGGGCGAGGUGACAACUUUACCCUCAAGGGGCGAGGUGACAACUUUACCCCUCAAGGGCGAGGUGACAACUUUACCCCUCAAGGGCGAGGUGACAACUUUACCCCUCAAGGGCGAGGUGACAACUUUACCCCUCAAGGGCGAGGUGACAACUUUACCCCUCAAGGGUGAGGUGAAUGAGAGCAUCAGAAGAGAUUACAAACACAUUAAUAUUGUUAAGAGACACUAA